AUGGCAAGUCAACGACAAGACGACGUCCUCCUUGUCGGAGGUAGUGCCGGCAUCGACAAUCCCAUCACCAUCGACGACGGUGACGAUGAUAACGACGUUGUGUACAUUGCCAGGCGUGCCCGCCAGUUCGAAGAGGAAACCCGGGCGGGUCAAGAAAUCCUGCGGCGGAUCGAGGAGGUGCUGGAGGACGGGGUCGCUGAAGUGAUCGACCUGACCGGGGAUGGAAACCGCGUGGUGCCGUCUCGCGCGGCGUCGGUGAGGCCCUUGGCCUCGGUCGAGGACGAGGAGCGUGAACUCAACAGCUUCCUCCUCAGCGAUGGGUCUGAGGUACGCCCUGGCCUCACCGUGGAGCUGGAGAUCCCCAUCGGAAAAUUCAACAGCACAUUCGUCCGCGUCAAGACCAUCGUCCAACCCCGAUCCAGCUCGGAGGUUGAGAUCCGCGGCUUGGGGCUCACCCGAAUCCGCGAACUAGAGGGCUUACUCUCAACCAACGAGAAGCGGAACGAACUUGUCGUCGUCGAGGAAGUCCGGCCGUUUAGCCCCGAUCAUUGGGAGAGACAAGGGUUGGUGAGCGUCAGCCCCAGCCAGAUCGAGAAGCUCAGGAGAAUGAGGAUGACAAACGCGCCAUUCCCGCAGCAUCGUUUCAAUCCCGAUCUCAAGAAGAAGGGAAGAGCGUGGCUAGAGGAACACGGGCUCCUCGUUUGCCGGCACUGGUACCGGCUGCUCUACAACAGCAGCAAACGCGAUAGGCCGACCGAGCAUGUUCUCAGAAAUCUGACCGAGAAAGAAGCCGAUGGAGACUACACCGCAUCCGAUUCCAUCAAGCUGAUCCAGUGGAGGGGCGGCAGGACUCCCGGCGGCUCCCAUAUCCCCGGGCAAACCGGCCCUCCUGUGAUCGACCUCGAAGCCACGGCUUCUGACCCGCCCGCGAGCCCCCCUCGCCGUGUGCCAGGGCAGAAGUAUACCGCGGGAGACCUGUUUUGCGGAGCAGGCGGCGCAUCGCGAGGGAUCACGCGCGCCGGACUUCAACUCGUCUUCGCGGUGGACAACUGGGGACAUGCCGUUCAUACCUGGAAGAGCAACUUCCCGACACUCCGAAUUUACCACAUGGACGCCGAGGAUUUCAUCGCGGCAGACCACACCAGCCACACCGUCGACAUCCUCCACCUCUCCCCGCCGUGCCAGGUCUGGUCCCCCGCCCACACCGUGGCCGGCAAAAACGACGAAGAAAACAUGAAAGCCCUCUACACCUGCGCCCCCCUCGUCGCGAAGCACAAGCCCCGCGUCUUCACCGUAGAACAAACCUUCGGCCUCACCAACCCCAAAUUCGCAGCCCACUUCCACCAGUUCCUCCGCGAGUUCACCGACCUCGGCUACUCCAUCCGCUGGGGUAUCAUCUCCCUCGAAAACUACGGCGUACCCCAAACCCGCAAACGUCUCACCAUCAUCGGGUCCGCCCCGGGCGAGGCACUGCCGCCCUUCCCCGCGCCCACCCACAACGAACGCGGCACCAACGGCCUCAAACCCUGGGUCACCGCCCGAGCUGCUCUAGACCCGGCCGCCCGACACCGAGAUCACCCGCUCAACCAGCCCACCCGGGCGGCAACCCCCCCGCCUAGACUACCCUGGAACGCCGACGGGUUAGUCAAAACCAUCACGACCAGCGGCGGCAUGAACUACCACUGGUCUGGCACGCGGGAUUUCACACGACUUGAAUAUGCCCUGCUGCAGACCUUCCCCACCUGGCAUCGGUUCGAGGGAGCGUGUGUCAAGAGACAGAUUGGGAACGCGUUUCCGCCUGUGGUGGUCAGGACUCUGUAUGAGCAUCUGGUUGAUUGGUUGCUGGAACAAGAUGGGUUUGGCCGUGAUGCUCGACGGGCGGUCCCGCUUGAUAGCGUCGGUCCGGAGGAUUACAUUAAUCUUGAGGACGGCGCGGCGGAUGGGGACGAUGGCCACGACGACGACAACGAUGAUGAAGCCGUCGUUGUGUUAUCGUCCCGCCCGUCACCUGCUCCCCGUCAGCAGCGGAAUCAACACAGAAGGCGCGUCGGCAGUAACCCCAACAACGGAGCCCCGGUUUCCGGCACCACCAUCGCCAUUACUGCUGCCACAGCUCGAGUCCACAAGAGGACCCGCGUCCCUCCCGCAUCACCAGCACUCGCGCCUCACCGUCUCAGCGAGUCAGUCCGCUUGCUCAACCGCGCUGCAAAGAUGGAAGAGGAUGGGGAUGAUCAUUCUAUGGCGGAUUCGGUCACCAUGGGAGGUAGUUCAAGGGCUCAAUCCCUUGUCAAUAUGAGGGCGACUUCGCCGAAACCCGUGAUUAAGUAUGAAAUUUGCGCCUUGUGUCCCUGA
This is a messenger RNA of Dichotomopilus funicola, 2352 nucleotides long. Its product is annotated as S-adenosyl-L-methionine-dependent methyltransferase. The record is from RefSeq and is a predicted model, not a curated record. The coding region runs from base 1 to 2352 and encodes 783 amino acids. Gene Ontology annotation, molecular function: DNA (cytosine-5-)-methyltransferase activity; DNA binding. The transcript has 4 exons. NCBI's taxonomy places the organism in Eukaryota, Fungi, Ascomycota, Sordariomycetes, Sordariales, Chaetomiaceae. Gene Ontology annotation, biological process: negative regulation of gene expression via chromosomal CpG island methylation. Gene Ontology annotation, cellular component: nucleus.